Molecule: messenger RNA, 709 nt
Organism: Striga asiatica
Lineage: Eukaryota; Viridiplantae; Streptophyta; Magnoliopsida; Lamiales; Orobanchaceae
Source: the annotation of a GenBank genome assembly
AACUAACCAAAACCAUUAGAUACAAUUUGAAAACCCAUUAGUUAUUGAAGGGGAGCAAUACACAGAAGACACGGUUCCUUCGUGUUUUGGUAUGUGCUUUGUCGAGGCCAAGUUGGAGCUUCCCCUGCCUCAGGACAAGCCGGCCAUCGUUGAAUACAAGGGUUCUGUAUGGGACGAACGCUGGCAUUGCAAGAGUGCCUUUUUUAUCCCCGUGCUCGACCAGCCGCUCUCCUCAAAUCGCUAUUACGCCAUUAAAGCUACCGAUGAAAACAAAGGGCUAGCAUUCACGUGCUCAUCAAGGGAAAAGGACGCAGCCAAAUGGUGUUGCUUUCGACUCGUUAAAGAUGCAAAACCGCGACAGCUGGACCCGCGCGACGAGGGCAUUCUUGGAAAUUACGGCGUCUUUAGAUUUUACUACGGGAUGACGCUCGAGCGGAGGUGGGAGAAGGUCUUCACGUGCCGCAACAACGGCAACGACGCCCGCGUGGCAGUGAGCGGCUCGUUCAAGAAUGAGGUGGCGUGUGUCGGCGAGAGUAGGGCCGAGUGGGACUAUAAGAAGGCGGAUUGUGAGGGGAUGAUAUGGUAUGACAGUUGUGGUGGGAGCGUGGGUUCGAGGCGGGAAAUAGUCGAGAGGAUGAGGUGGGAGGAGGAGUUGGGUGUCGGGGGACGAGAGGAGGCGGGUGAAGGUCGAGAGGGUGGACGAGUUUGA